Messenger RNA from Closterium sp. Naga37s-1, 723 nucleotides. The record is from the annotation of a GenBank genome assembly. NCBI's taxonomy places the organism in Eukaryota, Viridiplantae, Streptophyta, Zygnematophyceae, Desmidiales, Closteriaceae.
AUGGCACAAGCUUGUGACAGCACCGUCUCAUCGCGGCAUAUAAGCCGGAAAGCUUAUCGACAGAUGAAGGUAAUGGUUGCGCUUUUCAUCUGGCUCGGACUCUUCCAUUUCAACACCAUAGCUGCAGCUAUUGCCAUCUAUCACCUCCCUAGCAAAACGUCGGUGGCAGUCCUUGUCGUAUUGGUGACGCUGGUGAUUAUUCCUGUGUCCGAGUCCGAAUUCGGGAUUAAGGUUGCUUCCUUUAUUGCCAGAACUGCCUCGACAUACUUUCCGAUCAAUAUGAUAUACGAGGACCGCCAGGCACUGGAUCCCAACAAGGCGUAUAUUGUUCGUUGGCCCGUCACCUUCCAGCCUGCUCUCGCAACACCGCCACACGUCAGCAAGCUGCUCGCCCUCCUCCUCCCCGCUCAUCAGCCCCAACCUCGGCGCCUGCAGCCGCAGAUCGACCUGCAAUUCCUCAAGCCACUUGGGAGGCCGUUCCUUCCUGGGAUUGGCCUUCCUUCUUCAGCCCGGCAGUCUCACCUGGCCCUAUUCUCCGCCGAAUCCCCUCCCGCAUCCGACUCCUCAUUCUCGAUGCACUUCUCAUUCCACUGCGCCGCCUUGCACAACAUCCUUCUGACGUCGCUGCACACCUCAUUCUCUUGGCAUUUCCGCGUCUCCUACUGCGCCUACCUUCUGCCGCUGCUCCCACACAGCCCCUUACCUCUUCAUGUGCUGCCUUAG